ACAAGUUCUUCCUGAAGGAGCGCAACAGCCGAGCCCAAUUCGCGGACUGGCCGAGCGUCGAUACGGAAGAGUCAGGAGGCAAGGAGAGUGACGGUGACUGUAUCGCCCCACUUGCUGCCGUGUCUCUCUGCCAGCGCGGCUGCCAGCCUGCACCACGGCUGCCGUGCCACGCAACUGGGUGUGCUCUCCAGUCAAACCAAUCCGCAAGGCGACAAG
Messenger RNA from Closterium sp. Naga37s-1, 216 nucleotides. NCBI's taxonomy places the organism in Eukaryota, Viridiplantae, Streptophyta, Zygnematophyceae, Desmidiales, Closteriaceae. The record is from the annotation of a GenBank genome assembly.